AUGUGUGUGUUUUUUUUGGGGGGCGGGGGCGGAGUACAGGAUAAUUCUUUUACCGGUGGUAAUUAUGCAUUUUCACCAUACGGUUUGGCAUCCGUACUUGUUUUAUUAUACGAAGGUUCUUGCGGCGAAUCGGCGGUGCAAAUUCAAAGGACUUUAAGUUUUCCAUGGAAUAAAUUUAUCGUUCGUUUGGGAUUUCGUGACAUACACGAUCGUUUAAAGAGUUAUUUCAGUCACGAUGGUUUUUUAACCGGCAUGACAUUAAAUAAAAAAACAACGACGUUAACGCCGGAAUUUAAAAUGAUAUUAAAAUUUUACGGUUAUAAUGUUGAUAAUGAUAAUAAUAAUAAUAGUAUGAAUACUACUAAAAUCACUCCGAUGAUUUCUUCAACUCCAGCUUUUAUCACAACUACGGAAGAAAACGUUUCAAGUAAAAAAUUUUCAACAACGAUGUUUUCUCAAGGUUUUGAUUCGACAACGAUCAAUUUAGAUAAAAGUACAAAUGAAAUUACGAAAACGGAAGUAAGUACAAUUAUAACUAGCAGUGGUACGACCGAAGCAACAACGACAACUACUACCGUCGAUGAUGUUAAAACUACAACGGAAAUGAAUACGUCGAUGACAUUUUCCGAUGGGGAUACUACGGAAAAAAGUACAGAAAUUACAUCAACGACUGAUUUUUCUACUGCUUCGAAAGAAAGUACUACUACUACGGAAAAUGUUGGUGAAUUGACUAGUUCAACAAUUCCGUCUACUACCACGAAUGAGAUUUUUACGGAAACAACUUCUACACAAGAAUCUACUACAAGUAGAACGACAACGAAUGAUUUGGAUGCUAGUUUAGAUAAUGGAAUGCUGAUUCCACAAUCCCAAUACACGGAAUUACCAACGACAUUGUCGGCGACAGCAUCAACGACGGAGAAUCAAGGAACUACUACAAUGUUAACAACCACGACGGAAGCAGAAACAUCUUUAGGUACAUCGACAUUGUCUGAUAAUUUUUCUGAGAGCGGAUCUACAACGCCGGUGGAAGCUGAAAAGAGGAUGAGCACGGUUAUGAUGGACACAACAACAUUAACGGAUAGGAAUUCGAAAACAACUUCUUUUACGCAAUACCCCUCUACGACUGUUUCGAAUGUUACGUCAACAUUUUCGACCACAACGGAUACGGUUUCUGAAACCACAUCGAUUGAUGAUCGAACUACAACAGAAGCGAUGGAUACAACACCGAUUUCUACGACUUUAAAAAAUAAACUUACUGCCACGACUAAUAACUUUAGGCCUACAAAACAAAGGACGAUGCAGACGCAAACAAUGAGUACAACUACGGGAAUGUUUACUACAAAUUUUAUUUCGACAAUUCCACCGGUUAAAAAUUUAAUCGGUGAGAUAACAACAAUGAAAAAUAAUGACACCGUUUCUACGGAAAUGACGACAAGUGGUAAUACAUUGAAUGAAACUCCUACAAGCACUUAUGCAUCAUCCACCGAUAUUAGUAGUACAAUCACCGAAACUCCAACAACUUUACCAAUUUCUAUUGCACUGACUGAAAUUACCACCACUCAAAUGACACCAACCGAACCUCCAACGACUAACGCUCCGACCACUACCACUGAAAUAACAUCCACCCAAACUUCAACGACUAAUGCUCAGACCACUACUACUGAAAUGACUUCCACUCAAACUCCAACGACUUACGCUCAAACUACCACUGAAAUGACGACCACCCAAACUCCAACGAUUACCACUGAAAUGACUUCUACUCAAACUUCAACGACUAAUCCUGAAACCACCACUACUGAAAUGACAACAACCCCAACUUCAACGAGUAAUGCUGAAACCUCCACCGCUGAAAUGACUUCCACCCAAACUUCAACGACUAACGCUCAAACUACCAUUGAAAUGACAACCACCCAAACUCCAUCGACUAAUCCUGAAACCACCACUACUGAAAUGACUUCCACCCAAACUUCAACGACUAACGCUCAAACUACCACUGAAAUGACUUCCACCCAAACUCCAACGACUAAUUUUCGGACGACUACUACUGAAAUGACUUCCACCCAAAGUUUAACGACUAACGCUCAAACUACCACCACAGAAAUGACAACAACCGAAACUCCAACGACUAAAGCUCAAACUACCAUUCCUCAAAUGACAACAACCGAAACUUCAACGACUAACGCUCAGACGACUACCACUGAAACAACUACUAGUGGUAGUACAAUAACCGAAACUCCUACGACUAAUGCUUAUACUGAUACUACUACCCCCACUGAAAUGACAACUAGUGGUAGUUCAUUAGCUGAAACUCCAACAACCACUGUUCACGCUUCUACCACUGAAAUAACAACCAAUGGUAGUACAAUCUCCGAAACUCCAACAACCAACCCUCAGACCACCGAAACGACUACAAGCAGUAGUACCAUCACCGAAACUCCAACUACCAUUCUUAGUACUACCACUGAAACUUCAACGACUAGUGCCCAUACUACAAUUACUACCACCGAAAUGACAACCAGUAAUGAUAAAAUCACCGAAACUCCUACGUCUACUAUUCACACUACAACGACUGAAAUGACAAUCAGUGAUACUACAACGACUGAAACUUCAACGACCCCUGAAACGACUGAUACUUCUACAAAUCCUUAUACAACCGAAACAAGCACUUCUCCUAGUACCCUCACCGAGUCUGCAACUUCCGUUAGUUCUAUUUUCACACAAACCACGGAUGAAAAUACACCGACUCUUUUUCAAACAAACACAUCUCCAGAGGAUAGCGGUAGCACAACUAUUCAAACCACAACAAACAAUCAUUUUACAACAGAAUCAACAACGAUCGAUACAACGACAACUCAGUUAACAAAUACUUUUCCAACAGAAAAAUCAACAAUCAUUACACCUGAAACAACCACAACCGACUCAACAACAACUCAAACAAAAAUAACAACCGAUGACAGUCAAACGACAGAAAAUCCAACAACAACAACAAAUUUUUAUAAUAUAAACGAAAACACGUUGAUAUUUGUUCCAUUAUUAAAACCUAAUAUUAGUAGCGGGUUAACACACAGACGUCCUAGAAACAUAAAAAUUUCAAGUAAAGCUUACAAUUUAAAACCUCUUAAUUCAACAAAGCCAUUAAUGAUCGUCACAAAAGAAUUUAAACCUCCUAGAAUAAAAAGAACAAUGAGAGAUUAUUUUCAAAAACAAGAUCUCAACGUUCAUUUACAAAAUGGUGGAAUGCCAGGAAAUUAUCAUCAUCAUCAUCAUCAAUUAUCCGACAGCGGUUACAACAGCAUACAUAAAAAUUUACCACGUUUAUUAUUUUCAAUAAAUGGUGCCAUCGAUGUUCCUGUACCGAUGAUGACGUAUACAAACAUUUUCCCUUACGGUUACAUACCUAGACUUCAUUGUAAAGCUUUGGAAUUUCCGCUAGAUGAUGUUCGUUACAAACUUUUGAUAUUAUUACCAAUCGAAAAAAGAGGAAUUAGAAAAUUAUUAUACGAUUUAGAAAAUUAUUCAAUAAGAGAAGUUAUCGAUAGUAUAAAACCAGUAAAAGUUCAUGCGAUUAUUCCAACAUUUAUGGUAGAAGGAUUCGUCGUAUUGACGCCAUCUUUAAAAAAGCUUGGAAUUUGGGAUGUUUUCGAUUCGAGAAAAUCAAAUUUAUGCGGUAUGUCAAAGGAUCCCGAAUUAUAUGUGCGUAACGUUGAACAAUCCGUAACCGUCGUCAUUAGGAAUUACGUUGAAAUUUUUGAUAUACAAACGAGUGAGUAUAUUUCAAACGUACCUUAUUUUUCCGAUUACUUUAGAAAAAAAAGCAAUAUGGCGGAAACGAGUUUUUCCACCAUCUUUUAA
This is a messenger RNA of Pediculus humanus corporis (human body louse), 3852 nucleotides long. RefSeq lists its product as uncharacterized. The transcript is spliced from 8 exons. Bases 1 to 3852 code for a protein of 1283 amino acids. The record is from RefSeq and is a predicted model, not a curated record. Lineage: Eukaryota; Metazoa; Arthropoda; Insecta; Psocodea; Pediculidae.